UUGGUCAGGUGACUUUGUACUAAAUACCUCAAUACCUCAAGGUCUAUAUAAAGAAGCCUUAGCUAGCGCAAAGUUUAUUUCUUCUCAAGCAAGAAAGGUUCUUCUUCGUUUCCUUGUGCUGUCGAUUUCCAAGCUUUAGAUCUCGAAGCCGUUCGUUCUAAGCCUCUACUCAGACGUCAGGGCGGUUCUAGGCUUCUAGCUGCUGUUUCCUUCCCAAUUAAGACAAAGAAAAUAUAUAUGUCCUCUACGCAGAAUGAGAGAUCCGAGGUCGCUGAUGCGAUGUCCAUGAGCUCAGGUUCUUGUCGCCCAAAGUGCUGCAAUCUAGGGUCUCCUUUCAGUUUCAGUGAUAUGCCUCAGCCUCCACCUAUCAAGUUCGCAUCCCUUCCCCCAGGGAUCACUAUCACCCGCAAGGAGUUCGAUAUUUUCAAGCUCACAGCGCAGUUUGUGUCUGUUUAUGGCAUGUAUUUCCGAAGGGCAUUGAAGAAGAGAGUGUGUGAUAACCUUCUGUUUGAGUUUUUUAAAACCAACUGACAGCAGGCACCGUGUUUACCUAAAGCUUGCUAUCGGUUAUUCACAUGUGUUGGCGCCUUCCAAAAAGCUGAUGUCUUACCAAAAGUAUCUCACGAAUUUUGAUGAUGCUACGGAGGAAGUUCUUGAUGCUUUCUUCAAGCUUCUUGAUCAUUUUCUUGAAAAGAAAGAGAAGGAGGACGGAGUGGAGAUGGCUAUGACUGAUUUCCAUGCUUUUGAGUAUUUUGCUAACGUGGAAAGGACCGUGUUGCCACCUGGACUUGUUCCAAAUCUGGUGAAAGUGGAAGUACUACCAACAAGUAACAUGGCCAGUAAUGUGAAUGAAGCAAGAGUCAAGAGCUCCGGUCCUUGCCAGCAAAAGCUUACUCAGAAUGACGAUGAUGCUCAGGAUAUCCAACCUGACGCUCCAGCACCAAAAUGCUGGCGUCGUUUCGGUUUCAAAGAUAUGCCUCAGCCUCCACCUAUCAAGUUCGCAUUCCUUCCUCCAGGGAUCACUAUCACCCGCAAGGUCCAAGGAGUUUAAUAUUUUCAAGCUCACAGCGCAGUUUGUGUCUGUUUAUGGGAUGUAUUUUCGAAGGGCACUGACGAAGAGAGUGUAUGAGAAUCCUCUGUUUGAGUUUUUUAAGCCAACUGACAGCAGGCACCGUUGUUUCCUCAAGCUUGUUAUCGGGUAUUCAAAUGUGUUGGUGCCUUCCAAAAAGCUGGUGACUUACCAAAAGUAUAUCACGAAUUUUGAUGAUGCUACGGAGGAAGUUCUUGAUGGUUUCUUCAAGCUUCUUGAUCAAGUUCCUGAAAAGGAGAAGGACGGAGUGGAGAUGGCUAUGAAUGAUUUGCGUGCCUUUGAGUAUUUUGCUAACGUGGAGAGGACCGUGUUGCUACCACCACCACCUGGACUCAUUCCAAAUCUGGUGAAACUGGAAACACUACUAGAACAUGUACAACAGAAUCAGAUUCAAAAGAGGAUGCCACCUGCCACACCUAAUACUAAGCCUGUAAUGUCGUCUCCUCCUCCACCACUGUCUCUACCUGAGGAACCAGAGCCAGAGAAGCGUGAGUCAGCACUUGUUCCAGAAGACCAGUUCUUUGCACAGCAUCCGGGCUCCUCUACAAUCAGGGUUUCUGUUCCAAGCAUCGGCGCUGGACUAGUCAUCGAGAUCACAGUGGAGUCGUUAUUGGAAAAUGUGGCAAGUUUGAAGGAGAAAAUAACUGGGGAGAUACACAUUCCAGUGAAGAAACAGGAGUUAAGUGGGAAAGCCGGGUUGUUAAAGGACAACAAGUCACUUGCACAUUACAACGUGGGAGCAGGAGAAAUCCUAACAUUGUCUCUGCGAGCAUUGAUGUAAUUGGAAAAUACUUUUCCAAAUCUCUUAAACUCUUAUU
Camelina sativa (false flax) is the source of this 1908-nucleotide messenger RNA. The record is from RefSeq and is a predicted model, not a curated record. Lineage: Eukaryota; Viridiplantae; Streptophyta; Magnoliopsida; Brassicales; Brassicaceae.